AUGGCUGCCAUUAGUAGCUUACACAGAUGGUCAUAUCAUCAGCGCUCUCGUCUUCCUCGAAUCUCUUCGAUUUCGGAGGCAGAUCAACCUCGACCCACUAAUCAAUUCGUAACCUUUUCGGUUCCCAUCUCCAGAAGAGACGCUAAUGUCAUCCUUCUCGGCUCGCUUCCACUGACGAGCUUCUUCGUUCUACCGCCGAGCUCUUCGGAUGCGAGAGAGAGACGGAGCAGAAAAGUUAUUCCUCUCGAGGAGUAUUCCACUAGCCCUGAAGGAUUGAAAUAUUAUGACAUUGAGGAAGGCAAAGGCCCAGUAGCCACAAAAGGAUCAACCGCUCAGGUGCAUUUCGAUUGCCGUUACAGAAGCAUCACUGCAAUUUCCACCCGAGAAUCAAAGCUUUUGGCUGGAAAUCGUAGUAUCGCUCAGCCUUACGAGUUCAAGGUUGGAUCUACGCCAGGAAAGGAAAGGAAACGUGAAUUUGUAGACAAUCCAAACGGGUUGUUCUCUGCACAGGCUGCACCAAAGCCUCCUCCAGCUAUGUAUUACAUAACCGAAGGGAUGAAAGUCGGAGGCAAGAGAACGGUGAUUGUUACUCCUGAAGCUGGUUAUGGUCAGAGAGGAAUGAACGAGAUACCGCCUGGAGCUACUUUUGAGUUAAACAUAGAGCUGCUUCAGAAAAUGGAGACCUCCCUGAGGUACUCUACGAAUUCCAGGUCUCUGAAAAUCCAUGCCAAGGAGAAGCUCUCGGUGAACUCCGACAUUCGUUUGCAGCUUCAUGGAGAGCUAGACACGGGAGUGGGAGCUCCAAGUUACUUGUGUGCGAUGUUAAGACACUUUUUCCAUGAGGGUUCAGCAAGCGUUGGAGUAGGCUUGCAUUACAAUAAACGCGAAAAGCUUCGAUGUCUUGUUCGUGGGAAAAAGAAGUUUCCUGUGAGAACUGAUGAGCUUGUAACUUUCAAUAUUAAAGGACGAUGUGAUUUUGACCAGGACUUUGUUCAGAGGAACCCGAGAGGAGCUGCUGAAUUUGAUUGGAACAUAUGGAAGUUUCAGAAAGAUCAGGAUCUACGCCUUAGAGUUGGCUACGAAAUGUUUGAGAAGGUCCCUUAUAUUCAGAUCAGAGAAAACAAUUGGACUCUCAACACGAACUUGAAAGGAAUAUGGAAUGUGAGGUUUGACCUGUGA
Thlaspi arvense is the source of this 1179-nucleotide messenger RNA. Lineage: Eukaryota; Viridiplantae; Streptophyta; Magnoliopsida; Brassicales; Brassicaceae. The record is from the annotation of a GenBank genome assembly.